Messenger RNA from Myotis davidii, 2735 nucleotides. RefSeq names its product MAM domain containing 4 (gene MAMDC4). Lineage: Eukaryota; Metazoa; Chordata; Mammalia; Chiroptera; Vespertilionidae. Gene Ontology annotation, molecular function: protein binding. The annotation marks the transcript as partial. The transcript has 18 exons. Gene Ontology annotation, cellular component: membrane. The record is from RefSeq and is a predicted model, not a curated record.
GAACCCAGAGCAGGACAACCCACAGCCUGGACCGUCCCAGGCAUACAGGAUGGGGUCACCCUGCUAGACCCCUGCCUGUCUCUGCUGGCAGCAGGGUCCCCAGGCGGGGCCUGGGUCCCCAACCACUGCCGGGCCCCCCCGGACACAGUGUGCAACUUCGUGUGCGACUGCGGGGACUGCUCCGACGAGACACAGUGUGGUUACAACGGGGCCUCACCCGCCCGGAGCGCCCCCUUCGCCUGCAGCUUCGAGCAGGACUCCUGUGGCUGGCGAGACAUCAGCACCUCAGGCUACCGCUGGCUCCGGGACCGGGCAGGGGCCGCGCUGGGGGGCCCUGGGCCGCGCGCAGACCACACUCUGGGCACUGACCUAGGCUGGUACGCGGCUGUUGGCACUCAUCGCGGGAAAGAGCCAUCCGUGGCCGCCCUGCGCUCCCCCGUCCUGCGUGAGGCGGCCCCCACCUGUGAGCUGAGGCUCUGGUACCAGGCGGCCUCUGCAGACGUGGCUGAGCUGCGGUUGGAGCUGACACAUGGCACGGAGACGCUGGCCCUGUGGCGGAGCUCGGGGCCCUGGGGCGAGGGCUGGCAGGAGCUGGUGGUGGCCCCUGGCCGCGUCCGGGGUGACUUCUGGGCCAGCUGCCGGCUGGGGCAUCACCGCUGCCGGAACCAGGCCUGCGUGGAGCCCCACCAGGUGUGCGAUGGGGAGGAGAGCUGUGGGGACAGCUCAGACGAGGACACGCCCAGAUGCCGUGAGCGGGGUUCCCAAAGGAUGUGGGGGGCGGUGGGGGGGCAGGGAUGGAGCCCCGCUCUCCCAGGGCACUUCCUGUCCCUGCAGAGGGCCUGGGGACAGCGGACAGCAGCGGCCAGGGCCCUCACACCUGCCCUGGGCCCCUCGGGCCGCCACUGUGAGCUCCACAUGGCUUAUUUUCUGCAGAGCCACCCCCAAGAGGUCUCCUGUAACUUUGAGCGGCACACGUGUGGCUGGCACACGGGCCACCUCACCGACGCCCACUGGCACCGGGUGGAGAGCCGUGGGCCUGGGUACGACCACACCACAGGCAAAGGCUACUUCAUGCUCCUGGACCCCGUGGACCCGCUGGCUCGGGGCCCUGGCGCCCACCUGCUCACCCAGCCCCAGACGCCGGCAGCCCCUCAGCAGUGCCUGUCCUUCUGGUACCACCUCCACGGGCCCCAGAUCGGGACCCUGCGCCUGGUGAUGAGGCAGGAUGGGAAGGAUGUGCACCUGUGGUCAAGGUCCGGCACCCAGGGCAACCGCUGGCACCAGGCCUGGGCCACCCUCCACCACCCGCCAGACACGGGCGCCCAGUACGAGCUGCUGUUCGAGGGCCUGCGGGACGGGUUCCACGGCUCCAUGGCGCUGGACGACCUGGCCCUGCGACCGGGGCCCUGCUGGGCCCCCCAGCACUGCUCCUUCGAGGACUCGGCCUGCGGCUUCUCCACUGGGGACCUCUGGAUGCGCCAGGCCCACGCCACGGGCCACGCCGCCUGGGGCCCCCGGGCUGACCACACCACGGAGACAGCUCAUGGCCACUACAUGAUCGUGGACACGAGCCCACAGGCCCUGCCCCGUGGCCACGCGGCCUCCCUGACCUCGGAGGAGCACCAGCCCCUGGCCCAACCCGCCUGCCUGACCUUUUGGUACCACCUGAGCCUCCGAAACCCAGGUACCUUGCAGGUCCGCGUGGAGGCGGCAGAGCGGCACCGGGUGCUGAGCAUCAGCGAGCGUGGGGGGCUGGCCUGGCGCCUGGGCAGAGUGGCCGUGCAGGCCCAGCAGGCCUGGAGGGUGGUGUUUGAGGCCAUGGCCGCUGGUGUGGAGCACUCCUACAUCGCGCUGGAUGACCUGCUGCUCCAGGAUGGACCCUGCCCUCCGCCAGCUUCCUGUGACUUUGAGACGGGCCUGUGUGGCUGGAGCCACCUGUCCUGGCCCAGCCUGGGAGGGUACAGCUGGGACUGGAGCAGUGGAUCCACACCCUCCCGGUACCCCCAGCCCCCCGUGGACCACACCCUGGGAACUGACGCAGGCCACUUUGCCGUCUUUGAAACAGGAGUGCUGGGUCCGGGGGGCCGGGCAGCCUGGCUGCGCAGCCAGCCCCUGCCUCCCACCCAGGCCUCCUGCCUCCGCUUCUGGUACCUCAUGGGCUUCCCUGAGCACUUCUGUGAGUCGGCGGGCCAGCGGGCGGGGUGGCGGGGCACUCUGGGCGGCCAGCCAGCCCUGGGGCCCAUUGCCCUGGACGACGUCGAGUACCUGGCGGGGCAGCGCUGCCAGCGGCCUGUGCCCAACCAGGGUAAGCCCUGCCCAGGUCGGCCAGCCCUGGUCUGGGGGGAGCAGGGCCGGGGUCUCCAGGCACCGUCCUCGGCUUGGGAGUGGGGUGUCAGGGAGGACGCAAGUCCCAGGGCUCCUGUGCCACGGCCCACAGGGGACUCGGUGCCGGGCACAGUGCCCGCCUCCAGGGACAGGGCAGUGGCCGCGGCCCCCGGAUUUGACAACAUCCUCUUCAACGCGGAUCAAGUGACCCUGCCAGCAUCGAUCACCAACGGCCCCUAGGCCCAGAGGACCCACUGCUCCCAGGAGCUCCCCACCCUGGCCCCAGACGUGCUGAGUCCCCAUCCCUCACCCUGCAUCCCGCCCGCCACCCAUGUCUGGUUGCAGUCCUCACCCCAACAAUAAACACUCCGGCCCGGAGGGCAGCCCCUCUCGCCGGCCAGCCUGUGCAC